AAUGCGUGACUCGUGGGAUAGAAGAACGAUGUCGAUGACCAAGUGGAAAAAUUGAACACUUUCCCAUCGGAGUAACGCACCAAAAUUUACCUAGAUCUCCUCCUGAUAUGUUGAAGGAAAUCGUUGGACUUAUACCAGCCGUACAGAGAGGAAAAGCGAGACGGGGAUAUAGGGCGAAGUUGGUUCGAACUUGUCUGGUGAUCGUCCCAGCAGCUUGAUCUUGCCGAAAAACACAUUUUCUGUUCGCCAUGCCGAUCGAGAACGUAGAAGCCUUCAAAACCUGGCUGGCAAACACGCUUUCUCCGAUUUGUGAUGCAGACCCCCAGGCCCUGGCCAAGUAUGUGGUGGCACUUGUGAAGAAGGACAAGCCUCAGGAGGAGCUCAAGGCCCUGUGCAAGGAUCAGCUGGAGGUCUUUCUUCAGAAAGAAACGAACACCUUUGUGGAGAGCCUGUUUGUUGCGCUGAACACAAAGACGUACCUGCCCGUCCACGUGCCGGAGCCUGCACCUGUACCUGUUACUGUACCUGUUCCUACCCCUGAACCUGAGGAGAAGAAACCAGAGCCUAUUAUCACACACAGAAAGUCUGAAGAUGUUCCAGAUGACGAUGAACGUGAUUUCCGCCGGGUAAGAAAACGCAGUCGUAGCCGCAGUCCACACGACAGAAGUCGCGGGAGAUCAGGGUCGGCAGAAAGGGACAGAAAACGUUAUGGAGAUGAUGACCGACCAAGACGAAGGGACGACUACAGACCGCGAGGCAGAGAGCGGGACUACAGACGUGACUACGGCAGGGAGAGAAGAAACUACACCUCUCCUGACAGAAGACCACACAAGGACAACCCCAGCUCUGCCCCCGGGGAGCCGCCCGCCAGUGACUCACCCGACGGAGCGAAGGCCCCACCCCCCACGUACACUACCCCCUCCCUCAGCAGUACCAUAACCGUGGUGUCCAACGACCAGCCCUGGAUGUCCCAGGGGGGGCGCGGGAACUUCCGCGGGAACGACAGAGGUCGCGGGGGUUUCCGUGGAGGUCGAGGGAGAGGGGGCCCUCCCCGACCACAGAGGUGCAGGGACUAUGAUGAAAAAGGGUUCUGCAUGCGAGGAGAGUUGUGUCCGUUCGACCAUGGCCCAGACCCUGUGGUGGUAGAAGACAGCAGUCUGCCUGGUAUGCUGGCCUUCCCGCCAGCCAGUAACGGUCAGCAGCAGGGGAUGCCACCUAUAGGGCCUCCAAGGCCCCCUAUGUCUCAGGCUCCCCCGUUUAGUGGAGGAGGGCCACCACCACCACAGCAAGGACCCCCCAAUAUGGGCCCAAGACCUCCAAUGGGUCCGAGGGGGCCACGGCCACCCAGACCCCCCAUGUCACAACCCCCUCCAGCUACUGGAGAGGGGGGACCCAGACCUCCACCCCCUGGACCAGGUGGACUGGCUCCCCCAAGGCCUCCUCCUGGCCCCCCUCCAACUAGAAGAACACCCCCUCCCCCAGGGACAGCAGCACAGCGCCCCCCUGUACCCCGGGGUGGACCUCCCCCUCCUCCAAGAUAUGCACAAGACAUGAUCAGAAUGCCAAUCAUGCCAACAAAACACAUCAGAAUGCCACCUCCAGCCCCACCUCCAAAAAACAUCAGAAUGCCACCUCCACCCCUGCCACCAAAAAGAGAGCCGUUUGAUCCGGACGGUUACAACCCAGAGUUGCCAGGACUUGAUGCCGGUCCGGUUGCACAGAGGCCCCCUUACUGGUCAGGUGGGAACAACAGGAACGUUAACCCCACCCAGACCCGAGCACUGGUGUCUGUACCCAUGGUCUCUACCAUCACAACACCCAAAGUUGAACCCCAGGUGUCAGACACCCCGUCCGGCCACACCCGUGUGGUGAUUGACAGCGGAGAGAACCGUAAGAGAACGUUUCACCAGGCCAUGGGGCCAGGCAGCGGGCCGGGGAUGCCUUAUGCGGGACCGCCGGUAAAACAAGGUGGCCAUGUGAGGGACAGACUUGGAUGGAAGCACACCAACUGCACCUUGGAGAUUAAGAAGGUCCCACGGGACAUGAACACUGUCUCCAAGCUCUCCGGCUACUUCGAGAGGUUCGGAACGGUCUCAAAUGUACAGGUGUGUUUUGACGGUGACCCUGAGAGCGCCCUGGUGACCUUCUCCAGUAAUGCAGAGGCGCGAGCGGCCCACCAGUGCACCGACGCUGUACUGAACAACAGGUUCAUCCGGGUCUUCUGGCACAACAAGGACCAGGCGCAGCACCACCAGGGACAGUCCACACCUGGUGAGGCACCCCACCACAACCCUGGUCCACACAGGUUGUCUGUCCGGGACCGUCUGUACAUAAACCCCGAGCAUGCCAAAGCUACGGGAAAUUCAGGGCCAAUGUCGGAAAAGGUCCAUGCGUCCUCGUCGGGCCUGUCUAAGACGGUGUACAACCCAGAAGCCAUGAAGAAAGUGAACACACCACAGGCAGCUAAACAGCCGUCAGCAUCACAGAUAGCAGCACAGAAGGUCGCCGAGGCACAGGAAGCACUCAGGAAAAAACAGGAGGAGAAGAAAAAGGAGGCGCUGAAGUUAAAGAUGAAUCUACAGACAAAGAAACAGGAGCUGCUACAAAAGCAAAUCCAGCAACAAAAGAUGUUGAUAGAAAGAUUAGAGAAGAACAAAGGUAUGGCAGCUACGGAGAGGGAUGCUAUCAUGAAGACAUUAAAGACUGUACAGGAGAGUAUAACCAAGUUAAAAACAGACAAUCCACCCAAAGCAGCAACAACGGCCAAGCCAAAAACCAGACAAGAGGACUCCCGGCCGCUGCACAUGUUGCAGGCUCAGAGAGAGCUGCUGGACGCUGAGAUGGACCUUCUCAACGCCAAGACGGCCGGAGAGGACACCACGGCGCUCAAGAAGAGACUAGCAGAACUACAGCAAGAGGCACAGUCCCUGGGUCUACUGAACGCUGGUCGAGGCAGGGGUAGGGGGCGAGGGAGGGGAAGAGGGGGCGUUGUGAGGGGUAGGGGCAGGGGGAGGCCGUACCUGCGGACACGAGCGGGGGCGGUACUGGACAGGAGACCCAAACAACUGGCUAUCACAGGGUACCAGAUAGGAGACAAGGAUGAGAUUCUCACUCAUCUCUCGCAAUUUGGUGAAGUGGAGAAGGUGGAGUAUGAUGAGACAGGUUUGACUUUGCUGCUGGAGUUCAAGACUAGGUUGGAGGCUGAAAUUGCUGCCACCAAAGGGAGCAUUUUCAAGGGCACGACCUUGACCAUCACGUGGAACCUUCCAACCAGGACAGUGACCUUAGACCAUGAUGACGAAGGCGAGGUCGACCUGAAUGACGAUGAAGAGGAUGCUCUCCUAGCUCCACUACCGGAUGAUGACGAAGAUGAUGAGGACGAAUCAGAGUCCAGAUCCUGGAGACGGUGAUGCCAACGGCACCUGGUCCAAAUCUUCCAAACACUACUGUUACAUUUUAAGUGCUUCUCACAAGAGGAAUAGCCUGGGUACCAUCCGGAAAAUAGUUCUCUCUGACGUUCAUUAUAUACUCUAUACAGUCGCUUCUAGCUCUGACAUUCAUUAUGCACCACAUACAGUCGCUUCUCUGUGUUUCCGUCUGGGAACGUGGACCAUCUUAACGUCUGGAAUCGUCUGGAAGUUUGGACGCAGGUGCUGAUUGGUCCCCACAUUUGAGCGAAUUGUGGAAUUGGUUCAAGCGAUCGUUCGAACAGGCGUUCCAACACCGGUCAAGACCUCCGUCUGCUUGUGCGCGGGCCUGUUGUCAUCGAACGAGCGCUCUAGAACCUAUUCCUUGAUUCGCUCGUUAACUGGCAUCACCACCAAAUGGUUUGAAUGUGCAUGUCUCCAGACAGAUAGCAAAAGCAAACAAAGGAGUGAACUACUUCCCGGAUGGUACCCAGGCUACGAGAGGAAAGCAUCGUCUUAUAUUUCUAGCUUAAAGCAAAUUUGCUACACAUCGUCAUUGAUGUAUGUGGCCAUGUUUCUUCUUUUUGUUCGGGAGUUUUUGCAAAAGAAGUGUAUUUAUGGCUAUGUCAUAUCACGCAUGUCAAAUGUAACAUACAAAGCAGAAGCACUCACUGCCUCUUGUACAAAUACACUUGACUACUUGUAUGUAUACUAUUUUCAUGUUAAUGGUUACUAGUAGCAAAAAAAUUAGGUUGAAAUUUGUUAAGAAAUUUGUGUAAUACUAUGUUUUGUUCUAGUUUGGUGCUGAUGAAAAUCAGAGUGUAAUUCUACCAUGUAUGUUUGAGAUUGUUUGAGUUUGUGUUCCAUUGAAAAUCUCAAGAAGGGGCAAUCAGAAAUUCAUUUAUGAUGACUACAUGUACAUGGCUAGGUCAAGAAUGAAUAGGAAUAUGUCGAUGGAAAUCAAAUAAUGCAUGUAGAUGGAGCAAAAAUGUUGCUAGCUGCCCUAUUCUUGAGGUUUUAAAUGGAACGUUCUGUAAAUUGUAAAUGAACCCUCAAUUUCUAUGUUUGCAAACCAAACGAAGCUGCAUCAGUCUUUUCCAUUGUCAUGUUUUUUCUACAUUGUAGAAACUUUGACAAAAAAUUGAGACAGGUAUUGUGUUGCUACAAUAUAUUUUUGCAAAUGAUAAUUGUAGCUGUUGGAAUUCAGGCUUCGAAAUUAUUGAGGUUGUUCGUGGGACAAGUUAGUUUCAAAAAUCGUUUGCUGCAAUCCAACUUCUGUGCUAACAUUCUCAUUGUUGAUUUUUUCGUGUCCCAAGUUCUCUGACUCCUAAAGUUGAUGUGGCUAUUAUAUUACAGUUAAAAUGUACAAAGUUAAGGAAAAAUGUUUGUACUGAAUUGUGGUAAUACAAUUAUAAUGUUUUUGUAGAUGAACACUAAGUAUCGUUUGGUGUAGCAUGUUAAUGUGACAAAGUGCAAGUGAAAAUUUGUCAUUCUGUAGAUAUUUUGUUAAAAGUAGGGAAGUCUGUUGUUUUUUGUUUGAUAAUUGAAGUCAGGCAUGUAUACAAGGCAAGUUACAAGUGUCUAGUGUUGACAACAUCAAUGUAAACUUUCUGUACAUUUAUAAAGAUGUAUUGAAGAUCAUUAAACUGUGGGUGAGAUGGAAAAAGAAGAAAAAAGAAAGUCGGCCACAUUUUAAAAGGUUUGAAAACAAAAACUUGUUAAAAAAAAAAGAGAAUUUGGGCUAAAAAAAA
Molecule: messenger RNA, 5158 nt
Organism: Branchiostoma floridae (Florida lancelet)
Lineage: Eukaryota; Metazoa; Chordata; Leptocardii; Amphioxiformes; Branchiostomatidae
Product: RNA-binding protein 26-like
Exons: 26
Coding region: 249-3410 (1053 amino acids)
Biological process (GO): mRNA processing
Cellular component (GO): nucleus
Molecular function (GO): RNA binding; metal ion binding
Source: RefSeq, a predicted model, not a curated record